Euleptes europaea (tarantolino) is the source of this 2917-nucleotide messenger RNA. RefSeq names its product A-kinase anchor protein 17B-like. The transcript is spliced from 5 exons. Gene Ontology annotation, molecular function: RNA binding. Lineage: Eukaryota; Metazoa; Chordata; Lepidosauria; Squamata; Sphaerodactylidae. The record is from RefSeq and is a predicted model, not a curated record. The coding region runs from base 129 to 2897 and encodes 922 amino acids.
GGCACUCAGGGUUCUUCUCUCCCUCAAUUUAUCCUUACAACAGUCCUGUGAGGUAGGUUAGACGGAAGGGGAGUGGCUGGAUCAAGGUCACCCAUUGAGCUGCAUGACUGUAAAGGGCACUGGACGCCAUGACUGUCACUCUAGUAUGUGAUCCUUCGGAAGCUAUGGAGCUCUGUGCCUCUCAGCAACUCUAUCUUAAGCCAGUAGCGAAAUUAACAAUCAGUGUGGUGCUUCCAGAACACACCGGAUCUACCCGGGCAUUCUCUAAAUGGGAAGUGAUGGACAAGCUGAAGAAUAUGAUUUGUCCAGACCAGUUCACCAGUGUUAAGGUUUCAAAAAGCACUAAAGGUUUCAUUCGUUUUGAGGGAGAGGCAGAAACCAAGCGUUUGGUAUGUAGCCUUAAGGAAAAGCUCCAUGGCAAGAUGAUAAAACUGAAUGGUUUUAAAGAUGACUUGCAAGUGGUUGCUACAGAGGCAUCUCCUGAUUUGCCAACUCCUCAGGAGUCUGAAGCCAUUAUGAAUGAUAGAGAAUUGAUGGAGGAAGAUCUUGCUGAGCAAAGCAGUGAUGUUCCCAAUUGCAUCCAUUUGGAAGGAUUGCCAUGCAAAUGGUUUGCCCUAAGAGGCUCAGAUAGUGAAACACCAAGCGAAGAUAUCUUGAGAGCAGUGUUUGAAAGUUUUGGAAAGAUCAAGAACGUAGAUAUCCCCAUGCUUGAUCCUUAUAGGAAAGAAGUGGUGGGAGGAAACAUGAAUCAUUUCAUUUUCCGUGGCCUGCGGACAUUUGACGCUUAUGUCCAGUACCAGGAGUCCACAGCUUUUGCAAAAGCUAUGGAGACACUUAAGGGAAUGAAGCUGAUGUUUAAAGGGGAUGAUGGAAAAGCUCUGGCAUGUAAUAUUAAGGUGUCGGCUGAUACUACCAAUCAUUUCAGUGAGAGUUCUAUAAACCAGAGGAACCUGGAACGAUUAACCCUGCAAGGGCUAGAGCGAGAAAGGAGGAGGGAGGAAAACAGAGGGAAAAGAGGCACUGAAAGAAAAAGACGUGAUGAUGGUGGUGAUGAAAAAAAAGUUGGAGAAGGAAAGAGGAAGUCUAAGAUCAAGAGACGAGAAAAAAAACAGAUAGAUCGGGAUGAAAAACGCCCAAGAAAGCAACAGAAGGUAACAGCUGAAGAAGAGCUGUGGCCAGAGAAUAUGCCUGAAUGGGAAGAGAGGAAAUACCUCCUAGCUCAGAGAAGAGUGGAGUCUAUCAGGCUGCUUACUGUGCUGUUAAACCAAAUAAAAGAUUUUGUGCUGUCAUCCAGGCAAAUAAGGGAGCCUCUGUUGGAAAGCAAGAAUGAAAGGGAGGAUUGCUUUCCUGCACCUAAGAUACCAAAUGCACUAAAAGAGAAGUCCGGCUCUCAUAAUCUUGGGUGCAAAGAAGUAAAGGAUGAGCGAGAGCCCCUGCAUCAGUUAGGCCGAUCAGAUCAUACCUAUAUUGAGGAGGAGGAGCAGUAUGUUGCAGUUGGCUUGCCUGCAUCACCAUGUCACCUUGUGAGAACUAUUUUGAAGGAGCCAGCUGCAAGAGCAGUUAGUAGACUCUUAACGGCCAAGGCUACAGGCUGCUAUCAGGACUGUGACUUGUUGCAAGUUACAGUCACUCAGGACUGCAAAGUCAGAAAAUCUCCUGCCAGGGAGGACUGUCGAAGCCUGAACUUGGGAUGCUCUCCCAGUGUCUCUAGUGCAGGCAACUGCAAGAAGCAAAAGGUUUAUGAAACAGAGGAAUUCAUACACUAUUUACUAAACUACUACCAAACCCCGAGAUAUGCACGGAUCUGUCCUGUGACCCAGAGCACAGGGACUGAGUCCUGGUGGCAGAGGGUGGUGUCCCAUAAUGGGAAUGACUUCCAGGUCAGCCUGAAAAACAAAGAUGGACAGUGUCUUACAGAAGUGAGUUCUGUACCAGACCUCCAUGAAAGAGACUUUCAGGAUGCCAAUAGUUACACAUGGGAAGUAGUAGAUGAGGAAUCUGAGCCUACAGAGGUUGUUCCCAAAAGCCAGGUCUGUACUAAAGAGUUCACUGAUCGAUGUCUGGUAUGGUGUAAGGAUUCACUGGGUGAUGUCAGUCAUAGACUACCACAUGAUGAACUGAAUAGUCCUUUUCUAGUAAGCACCAGUACUAAUUGUGAUAAUAGAUCCCAAGAAGAGGAUACGGGAAUGAAAGUUUUACCACCAAUCAAGCCGUUUGGCCAUGUUUAUAAAUUGAAGGAUUUAUUGGAGGAGAUCAGCAGUGAUUCUGAAUAUUUUAGCGACGUGUUCAGUGAGUCACAAAGCAAAAUGGAGAGAAGAAACGGGGGUUGCAGAAGCAGCUGCAAGGCCUGGCCUCUCAGCCGGGAAAGAGCAAGAGAAUUGCUGAUCUGUGUCCAAAAUGGUGAUUGCAGCAAACGCAGUUUCUGUUCAAACUCUGAGUGCUGUGACUUGACAAAACAUCCCAAGCAAAGGCUUAAGACAACAUUCAAGAGAUCCAGCAGUAAAUUAAGACACGAAGGGCAAAAAAUCCAAUGGCCCUCCAGCGAAGAGGAGCAAGAAGCCAGCAGGAAAAAGAAAAGAAAGAAGAAAAGGUCUUCUGAUAACUCUUUGCAUGACAAUGAGCCUCAGUUCCUUGGAGCAAACCAUUGUGGAGAUUUGGAGUCUCUCAGCAAGAUACAGAGAAAAUGUAGCAAGAUUUUACAUCAAAAAAUGAAGUUUAAAUCACUCCAUGCCAUGGCAGAAGAGGUAAAAGCAAAAGAUUUUCAUUUGAGUGACUCUCAGCCUCGAGAACCCCACCAAGAGGCAGGUAAGGGGAAAGCAGAAAUCAGGGAGAUGGGUGAGAGAUGGCGUGAAACCAAGGGGCAGCUGAGAGCUUGCAAAGUCAGAGUUAAAAGGUAAUUGUUAGGUGAGUGCAGGGA